This is a messenger RNA of Suillus fuscotomentosus, 1213 nucleotides long. RefSeq lists its product as uncharacterized. The record is from RefSeq and is a predicted model, not a curated record. The transcript has 2 exons. Bases 134 to 1018 code for a protein of 294 amino acids. NCBI's taxonomy places the organism in Eukaryota, Fungi, Basidiomycota, Agaricomycetes, Boletales, Suillaceae.
AAGCAGCUGCUAGCGGUUAUUGUACCCCGGGGACCGAGUCACGCUCCGCCUCUUGAGGAUUCAACUCAUUAUUUAGUUCUUGAACUCGGACCUCCCAAUUCUUGUUAACUUUCUUCGAGCCCCACACAACAUCAUGACCGCUGUUUUACGCUCACCUACGCAGUCACCUGUCCUCACCGUGACAUCCUCGAGAGCGAGUAACUCUUCUUGCUCGCACAUGCACAACGCCAGCGUUCCGAUGCGUCACAUUAGAUUCGCACCUCUUCCUGAGCCCACCGCUCAAGUUGACAAUUCAAAUUCCAUCAUGGACUCCCACCCGCGCGCACUCUCUUCACUGUCCUCCGACAUCGUAGAUGUCCAACGCAAUACAUCCUCCAAAUCAAAACCAAAGUCAUCCCUUUCCCGCCAAUUCAACUUGUUCAAGCGGUCUUCCACCGACUCAACCGCUCAUGAUCCUCAACCGUAUGACUUUGGUGCCCCACUCUCCCGAUCUGCGUCCAUCCCCAUCCUCUCCAAUGACAAUCAACCAAGAUAUUUCUCCACCGCUCCCUCCACCAACUCCCUCUGCUCAGCUGGUGACCACCAUGCAAUGCCCAAGAACCACUUCCCCAGUCACAGCCCCAGUCCCAGCUCCAGUCCCAGCUCCUUCCCACCCACCUCCCCUUCAACGCGCCCAAAAGUCACCACAAGUGGCAUGCACAUGCUCAACGGACGCAUCUACGGUUCAAAGCGCCGACCACUCACAAACCUCUUUGCGAACGUGCGCGAUGAACCCGAUUUUGUGGAAUGGGGGUACGGCGGCAUGGGCAGCAUCAGCAGCAGCAGCGAUUCAAAGUAUUCCGCCCUCGCCAAGGGAACCCCUGCCCUACUUUCAGACGGUCACUCCCAGAAGGUCAGUGAUGGUGCGGGUGUAUCUUAUUUAGCAGGAGGUGAUAGCGAUGACGGGAGUGGCAUGGAAUGGGUUCGCAGACGGCGGCAAAGGAGAGAAGGUCUCGCCGCGAGAGGCAAUACGUGUUAGUGCAAAGUGGCAGAGCAGCACCAGGAAAUUUACGAAUCAAAAAACCGGCUUGAAAAGCCUAACUUACUUCGGGGUAAGGUUGUAGUCAUAGCAAAGGUCCUUGACCUACGAUGUAUUUGUUGUUUAUGGAUCAUGAUGAAUACGCACGUAUGUUUAUUGGCAGCAUCCCGAAUGAACGGGUCUUCAAGUCAAGGG